Eruca vesicaria subsp. sativa (arugula) is the source of this 282-nucleotide messenger RNA. The record is from the annotation of a GenBank genome assembly. Lineage: Eukaryota; Viridiplantae; Streptophyta; Magnoliopsida; Brassicales; Brassicaceae.
AUGGGGUGUUGCUACUCAUCGUCUUCCGGGGAAGUUCCUCAACAUCGAGCCCAUCAAAACCACAGAGAAGGAGAUCCACCAUUGACAAAGUUCUCCUUCUCCGAUCUCAACAUGGCCACCGAAAAUUUUAAUUUGAAAAAUAUUGUUUCAGAGAGCAUAGGAGAAUCGUCCAAUGUUGUCUACAAGGGCCGUUUGCAGAAUCGUGGCUUGGUCGCUAUUAAGAAAUUUAAUAAUAUGACUUGGCCUAAUCCUAAGACAUUUGUGGUAUCCUUUCUUUUUUAA